UAUGGAUUACUUUACUUUUGUACAUAAACUUGCCUUUUACACGAUUUUCUCAAAUGAUGUCUUUUAAGGACAUGAGAUUCUGCAUUUUAAAAUGUUCAUUAUAGCAGGUUAGUUUCAAGGUUGCUGUAAUUCGUCUUUCAGCCUGUAGAUGACAAACAAGACAUGCUCGGCUGCAAUCCGAAGAGCAGCAGCAAUUGCAGACAGAUUUAAGCUAACGCUAGCUACAAUAACAUUUUCUUUUCACCCCAAUUUGGGGUGUUGUCAUUCGUUGGUUUUUUAGCGUAUUCAAGGCUGGCUUCACUGGCCAAACAUGCAGAAAUAUGAAAAGCUUGAAAAAAUCGGGGAGGGUACGUAUGGGACCGUUUUUAAGGCAAAAAACAGAGAAACCCAUGAAAUUGUGGCUUUGAAAAGGGUCAGGUUGGACGACGACGACGAGGGGGUGCCUAGUUCUGCUCUGAGAGAAAUUUGUCUUCUGAAGGAACUGAAACAUAAAAACAUUGUCAGACUACAUGACGUUUUGCACAGUGAUAAGAAGUUAACCUUGGUUUUUGAAUACUGUGAUCAGGAUUUGAAGAAGUAUUUCGACAGCUGCAACGGGGAUCUAGAUCCUGAAACUGUGAAGUCAUUCAUGUACCAGCUGUUGAAAGGCCUUGCUUUCUGUCACAGUCGAAAUGUUCUUCAUAGAGAUCUGAAACCGCAGAAUCUCCUCAUCAACAGAAACGGCGAGCUGAAGCUGGCUGACUUUGGUUUGGCUCGAGCUUUUGGAAUUCCUGUGAGGUGUUACUCAGCAGAGGUGGUGACAUUGUGGUAUCGGCCUCCGGACGUGCUGUUUGGAGCCAAACUUUACUCUACCUCUAUCGACAUGUGGUCUGCUGGAUGCAUAUUUGCAGAGCUGGCUAAUGCUGGAAGGCCUUUAUUCCCCGGGAAUGAUGUGGAUGACCAGUUGAAAAGAAUUUUCAGAUUGUUGGGAACACCAACUGAAGAACAGUGGCCAACAAUGACAAAACUCCCAGAUUACAAGCCAUAUCCCAUGUAUCCUGCCACCACCUCACUGGUGAAUGUGGUCCCUAAAUUAAGUAGCACAGGACGGGAUCUACUUCAGAACCUGUUGAAAUGUAAUCCUGUCCAGAGGAUCUCUGCAGAAGAGGCCUUACAGCACCCUUACUUUGCUGAUUUCUGCCCACCAUAAAUGCUUAACUGCCUCUCGAUAAACGUCAGCUGCCAGAAUCAACCAUCCCCGCUCUCUUUUGGGACUUUAGGACAAAUUCAAAACAAGGCAAAUCCCUCACUGGAUUUUCAAACACUCCCCCUGCUAUUCAUUCUGUUGUGCCUCUGUGAGGAACAAAGUCCUAGUGUCCCUGCAAGGAUUUAUUAGCUUUUUUUAAGUUGAAAGCCUGUUUUUAAUUUGGCACAUACACACUUUCCAGUUAAUUGGCACGAAUGUGGGACGACGUUGGACCGCAUAAACCUUACACCUGUGAAAACGGUAUAUCAUAAUUAAAAAUGGCCCUUAGAAUCUGUGGUAAUCUCAUUUGGUGAAUUCACUUUGAAUAACUAAAAUUUAUUGCAGUACAGUAGCCCCUAAAAAGCCUUUGUAAAUAUAUUGUUUCUAUUAUGUUUUUGUUUUCAAAGCAGAUUUGAAGUCUUAUCAUUUGUAGAGGCUUUGAUGCCAGUUCCAAUAUUUAUAUCUGAAAGUUUACAAUAUGUGAUGGUAUAUUGACCACCUGAAUCUGGUUAUUAAAACAUAUGGCUGAGACAUGUGUGGACAGACUAAUUUAAUGGUGGCGUUCUAAAUGAUCUCAUACUGUACAGCUGUUUACCUAUUAGCCAUCAUAUAUACAUUUACUGAUUUAAUAUUUUUUUAACACAUUCCAGAGGCCACUAAUGCUACAGAGCUUCUGUUUACGAUUAGACUACAUUAAUAGAUUUGUGGGCUUUAGAGUCAUGCUAUUCAUUUGAAAAUGAUUAAGGCAUAAGUCAAUGUUUUUGUAACACAAGCUUUCAAAAAGCUUCCGUGGGGGCUUCCUGAAUAUUAAUAUGUCAUUUGGUAGUAAUCAAAGGGAAAUGGGAAUUCCCCCCAGUUAAAAGCUAAAUUUAAUUACCUUAAUCACUCUUUUUACUCAUUAGGUAAUGCUAGCUGUUAAUCAGACUUAACUGUAAGUGUAUCUGUUGAAUAAAUGACCCUUUUUUCCUACAGCUAGUACCAAAUUAAAAACUGACUGGCAACAGUGUAGAAAAUAGUGAGACAAUUAGAGACCGUUUUGAUUACAUGGGCUGUACGCACUUUUGUGUUUUCUGAUAUUUUACAUACCAAUGCUAAAACUCAUUUUCCAAUUACCUAUUACAAGAUUUUUGGAUAGCACGGGAGGCUAACUGAUCAUUUCUGUUUCUCAGGCUUUUAUUUUCUCAUUUUGUAUUUAUCUUUUAUGCACUUUGUGAUAGUUUUAUUUCCGAUUGUUUAGUUGUCGUUACCUUAGAAUAUGUUGAACACUGACAGCCAGGAUUAUACCAAUUAACAGUGAAUGGGCUAAUAUAUAUAUGUUAAUGACUAGUGGACCAUUGUUGACCAUUUUUAUUUGUUUUUUUACAUUUCUAUCACCAUGACACUAACACUUUUCUCAAAUGCUUUUCUAACAGUUAAGUUAAAAAUGGGAAAACAAACCCGGAUAAUCUGCUGAUAAUCUGUAUUUUUGCGUAAUGACUGUUUUUGCACCAUUAGCUGUUUCCAUUUCAGUUACUUAAUAACAUGGUUAACAGCUCGCAGUAUUAUUUUGCUUAUGAUUGUUACAGAGCUUCUAGUCAUCCCAUAGAAAUCAUCUAUAAUGAGCUGUGUUUGAAGUAGCCGUCUUAGUAGGAAAGGGGUUCAUUUUCUUUUUGCUGAUGUAAAACAAAAUAAUUGAUGCAUGUAUUUAUUAAUGAUGAAAUGUCCGCUUUUUAAUUUUUUUAAAAAUGUAGCACACUUUCAUUUAGUACAAAAACUCUUUGAAUGAUCUGAGUAUGCUCCAGUUUAUUGUGUUUUGCAGGCUCUUUUUAGGAUUUUCAAAUGUUUGAAGGUUGUGUGUGUGUGUGGAUUAAGUUAUAAUGAAAAACACAAAACAUGUUUUCACUCAUCCACUUGUAUUGGCAGAACAUUUGACUUUAAACGGCUUAAAAGUGCAUUUGAACGAUGA
Messenger RNA from Oreochromis niloticus (Nile tilapia), 3170 nucleotides. RefSeq names its product cyclin dependent kinase 5 (gene cdk5). Bases 311 to 1189 code for a protein of 292 amino acids. The transcript has 12 exons. The record is from RefSeq and is a predicted model, not a curated record. Lineage: Eukaryota; Metazoa; Chordata; Actinopteri; Cichliformes; Cichlidae. Gene Ontology annotation, cellular component: cytoplasm; nucleus. Gene Ontology annotation, biological process: protein phosphorylation; neuron apoptotic process; axonogenesis. Gene Ontology annotation, molecular function: cyclin-dependent protein serine/threonine kinase activity; ATP binding.